AUGGAUCUCUUCGAGUCUCUCCAAGAAGAGGACUCCUACAGACCUCUUUUUAAGGCACAGAACUGCGUUUCCGGUAUUCGGCCGAAGAAUUUGAAGCGAGUACGUGCUUUACGGCGCAACGAGCAACACUCGUCGUCGCGUUUCCGCGAACAAACGACGCCGAACAAGUUCCUCGAGCACGAGGGUGCUCAACCGGGACCCCCCCGGCUUUUCAAUUACUUCUCGAGGACGCUGAUAAUAAGUGUGUACAUUUUGAAUGCCGUUAAUAAGGAACGCAUGAAUUUUCUGGACGCUGAUAAUAAGACGAAGUCUUACUCACCGGUCCUACAUCCAAAGCCGGCCAGAGGUGCGGUGAAAUAA
Orussus abietinus is the source of this 360-nucleotide messenger RNA. RefSeq lists its product as uncharacterized. Lineage: Eukaryota; Metazoa; Arthropoda; Insecta; Hymenoptera; Orussidae. Bases 1 to 360 code for a protein of 119 amino acids. The transcript has 5 exons. The record is from RefSeq and is a predicted model, not a curated record.